AUGACGAAAUCUAAGCCCAACCGUUCAGGAAAGGUGAAGACGGCCCCAUCCCCAUCUCCUUCUAUCGAGCGAGUCGACGUAAGCCAGGAACCAGCCUCCCCACUGAAGCCCAAGGACGGUCCGCCUACUACAGUGGUGGCAGCGCAACGACCGUGCCCACAACCCCUGAACAUGUCUGGCAACGAAAUAAACACAAUGCGCACCGUCGACAUACCACCUUACGAUGGUACCGAGUCUUUUACAGUUUGGCUCAGACGCGCAAAAUUCUAUUUGCGGGAGAACUCAGAGGCCGACCGGCCCUGGACAUUACUCAAGGCCCUCGCGCCUAAACAGUUGGAUAAAGCGCUCGACGCUGGUCUCGACGCCGACCUACCCUUUGACACACUUUGCCAACGCUUGGCCAACCUGUUCAGCCAUACGUACUCCUUCGGUGACGCAAUGGAACAGUUACAACAACGGAGAUUGAACCAAGAUGAAAGCCUUACCCAGCUGGUGGAGGAUCUAGAACGCCUGACGACUGUGGCGUUACCCUCUUUGGGCUCCGAAGAUAAAGACAACACAGUACUUUAUUAUUUCAUUAAAGCACUGCCGGCAUCCGACCUUUCACGCUCGCUAUUGUUGCAGCCGCCGGACAAUUUACAACAGGCCGUCACCAGGGCCGAACGCUACCUGCGAUUGUGCCCUUCAACCUCCCGUCCCCUUCCCCCUGAAGACGCACACGCUCGAGAUGCCCAAUCUACGUCCGCGGGACGAAGUACCUUCUAUCCCCCACGACGUUUCAGAGGCCAAACACGGCCACCCUUCAAUCAUCGAGGACAACCGUUCCGCCGGCCAGGUGGACAAAUGUUUCACAACAACCAUAUCUGCACGUGUCAGAGGACAACGGGUACGGUCUCUAUUACUUCUUGCACCAGCUCAACUUUAUCAGUUACCCCUUUUUAUGCCACAGUAACCGUAGCUGGUCAGACUGUACGGGCGUUGAUUGAUACGGGAGCGACGGUAUCCCUAGUUAACCAGCGGGUCUGACAACCAGGUAUCCACCACCAGCGUAAGGACAUUCCCCACCCAGGGAGAUUGACCACGGCCGACGGAUCACGCUUAAUACACCACGGGACCGUGCCGCUCACCUUGACGCUCCCUAUUUCACAGCUGAACAUAGCUUUAUCAUAACACCCCACCUUACGUGGGACAUACUCCUCGGGACUGAUUUCCUCGCGCGUUACGAAUGCCACAUUGAUGUACGGAAUAGGCGAGUUGAAUUCCGACAUACCGACGCGGAGGGCCCGUCCGAGCCCCAGGUCGUAGGCGAAACGGCUGCCUGUGCCGCAAUCCAAGCGGCAGUUCAAAUUCCCCCGACGUCCAUUGACGAUAUAUUACCCACGACAGACCGGGCCGAAAUAGAGACGGAGACACUCAAACGGAUGUUACUUGGGUUUCACGAUGUCUUUGCGUGGGACGAGUACACUCUGGGCAGAACCAGUUGUAUACGACAUGCUAUUGAAACCGGCACAGCGAAACCUAUUUGGCAACCGCCACGGCGCAUCCCAGCCCAUUUGCAGAAGGAGGUUGACACGCUAUUAGAUAGUAUGUUGGCGACGAGGGUGAUUAAACCCUCCCGUUCGCCUUGGGCAUCGCCAGUAACUUUAGUUCCAAAGAAGGACGGCAAAAUACGUUUCUGUAUCGACUACAGACGCUUGAACGCAGUAACCACACGAGAUUCGUUCCCUCUACCACGUAUCGAGUGUACUCUUGAUGCCUUAGCUGGGUCCCGAUGGUUCUCCACUUUGCACCUGAAGUCCGGCUAUUGGCAAGUGGAAGUAGGACCGGCAGACCGCCAAAAAACGGCGUUCAUCCUACCACAAGGAUUGUACGAAUUCGAAACGAUGCCUUUCGGCCUCUGUAACGCGGCUGCCACAUUCCAACGGCUGAUGCAGGUAGUGUUGUCACACCUCUAUCCGCGCCAGUGCCUCAUCUAUUUUGACGACGUUAUUGUCUUCGGCAAAACUAUCGCACAACAUAACGAUAAUCUAUGCGCCGUGCUCCUAGCGUUACGCGAGGCAGGCCUUACGCUUAAUCCACAGAAGUGUCAAUUCCUGCGAGAGAAGGUUUAUUACCUAGGACACGAAGUCAGCCCGUCGGGUAUCAAAGUCUCAGCCGAAAAGGCGGGAGCUAUUCUCACUUGGCCGACGCCAAACUCCACCACGGAAGUCAGAAGUUUUAUCGGGUUGGCGUCCUAUUACAGACGGUUUAUCCGCGAUUUUGCAGGUAUCGCGCGUCCGUUACACCGACUUACAGAGAAAGGCCGCGAAUUUCGUUGGACGGACGAAUGCCAGGCCGCGUUUGAUGAGCUGAGAACCCGCCUGUCGAGAGCACCGAUACUUAUGCUCCCCAACACCACCGAGACGGCGCCACCCUUCGUACUGGACACGGACGCUAGUGCCUUCGCCAUGGGAGGUGUACAUUCGCAAACCGACGAUAACGGCCUAGAACGCGUUAUCUGUUUCGCUAGUAAAACACUCACCAAACCACAACGAAAUUACUGCACAUAUCGACGUGAAUUGUUGGCCAUAGUCACCUUCGUCAAACAAUUUCGGCCAUAUCUGCUAGGAAAGCCGUUCUUCAUACGCUCCGAUCAUAAAGCUCUGCAAUGGCUACAAAACACGAAGGACGCAGAGGGUCAACUUGCUCGCUGGCAGGAAAUGUUACAGGAAUAUCAUUUCACUUGUACAUACCGUCCCGGGAAACAACACGGCAACGCCGACGCCUUGUCUCGACGGCCAACAACGCCAGCCACACACGAUGAAGACCGCGCGAUAGGCGAAAUAAACGCCAUUUACGCCAGCGAACCAGCUAGACACCAUUGGGCAAUAGCACAGAGCACAGACCCGGAUACCGCAGUAGUUUACGACCACCUGUUAAACCGGCGACACCGUCCUACGGACGAUGAAUUGCGGGGGUCGUCAGAAGAAGCACAUGUACUGCGGAGCCAAUGGCCACGGCUGCAUAUCGACGAAGGUAUCCUUCUCAUUAAGGACGAGAGCACAAAAGCCGACAGAGUAGUAGUACCAGGCAGCCUCGUACACGUGGUCCUCACGGAUCUACACAACGAGUUAGGCCACGUCGGGCAAGCCAAGACAGAAGCAGCCACUCGGCAACGAUUUUGGUGGCCCCACCUACGAGAACACGUCGCCACCUUCUGCAAUACAUGCACCACGUGCGCUAAGUUCAAAGCACCUAGACAACUCCCACGUGCACCGUUGCAACCCAUGCACACUAGCUUUCCGUUCCAGCGGCUGGGCCUGGACAUCAUCGGCCCCCUCCCCUUUACGACAACCGGUCAUCGGUUCAUACUGGUGAUGAUGGAUUAUUUCACCAAAUGGGCAGAGGCUGUGCCGCUAUUACGCCAAGACGCAGUGUCGCUCACCAACGCAAUCUUUAACAACUGGAUUUGCCGGUUCGGUGUUCCGUUGACGAUACAUUCCGACUGCGGGGCUAACUUCGAUAGCAAACUGCUGCAAGAGGUCUGUGACCUCCUCGAUAUAUACAAGACCCGCAUCACCCCAGCACAUCCCGAAGGCAACGGAUGGGUGGAACGAACUAAUCGUACCCUGAAUCAACUGUUGAAGGCGUUCGCGGAAGACCAUCAUCCCCGAUACGGGGAUAAACGACUACCGUGUGCCAUGAUGGCGUACCGUGCUAACACACACACGUCAACGGGCUACCCACCUUUCUUUAUGCUAACAGGACUCAAAUUUCGCCUUCCCGCAGAUUCACGGUUCCCACAACCCGCCGCCAACGAAUACGCACCAGAUAGCUACGUAUGGCAGCUGCAGGAUUUGCUACGCUCCACUUACACCCUCGCACGUAACCACCUAGUAGCGGCCGCCGAACGACAGAAAACAUACUUUGACCGUCAGGUCCACGGCAACCCCUACCAAUUAGGCGAUCUGGUUUGGCGUUUCCAACCGGUACCGCUCUUAGAAACGGCGGCAAAGUUCUUUCACCCGUGGGAAGGACCAUUCGUUGUUGUCGACGUCAUACACCCCACCACGUAUGUAUUGCGUGACGCUUCACGCCCCGAUGGACCCACCUUCACCACCCAUUUCGACAAGCUAAAAUCUUACAGAGGACGGCUACCCACCGCCACCGCGGACGUAACCCUCAUCAUUCCCCCACAUUUAGUGCCCACCUCAGUGGUUGAAGAAACAGUGGACAUGACCCAAACAGACAGCCCUGCGGACAGGGCUCCAUCUGAGGAGGGGGGUAUGUAAGAACCGGAAAGGCAAGUUUGUUUAAUAGAGAGAAAAAACGGGCGAGCGGGAAAGAAGGAUGCGGGAGGUUUCGUGGCGUGUUUUGAGUGCGUCUUACCUCUGGUAUUUCAGGUGAGGACAGCGAAUGUCCGCAAGGAAACACCCAGGACCCCGUGGAUAUCGUACCGCCGAAAUCACCUCCCUGA
Molecule: messenger RNA, 4456 nt
Organism: Spirometra erinaceieuropaei
Lineage: Eukaryota; Metazoa; Platyhelminthes; Cestoda; Diphyllobothriidea; Diphyllobothriidae
Source: the annotation of a GenBank genome assembly